Messenger RNA from Klebsormidium nitens, 5340 nucleotides. NCBI's taxonomy places the organism in Eukaryota, Viridiplantae, Streptophyta, Klebsormidiophyceae, Klebsormidiales, Klebsormidiaceae. The record is from the annotation of a GenBank genome assembly.
AUGGGUUACCAGUCCGCCCCGAGCGCUAACCCAGCCCCCAACCCGGGUUACAAUUACCGAGGGGAGGGGAGUUACCCUCAGCAUAUCCAACCAACGUCCCCCCAGUUCGGAGCCUCGCAGGGUAGUACUUAUUUUGGAGCAAACCGCCAGCCUUACCAGCAGAAUUACCAGCAAACUUUCCAACCUAGGGAGCAUCAAGUUCCAGAUUACCAGUCACCCCAUGCGUGGAACGGCCCAUCUCAGCCGUCCAGUCCUUCCUACCUGCAAUCUCAGCCGUCAGUUUCGCCCUACCUGCAUUCCCAGCCGUCGAUCGCAGCCCCCGACUACAGCCACCCAUUUGCGGUCAACCUUAACCCCCUGUUUGGAAACGGUCACUCAGCAGGGGUAAUGCAGACGCCAGCGAGCCCGCGGCUCAACCCGCUUUACGCUUCCCCUGACCAACAGACCUUGGUAACCCCUGGUCAGUUCUUCCUUAACCAGUCCCAAACCCCCUUCUUAACCCAGUCCCAAAACCUGGGCCGGCAGCAGACGCUUCCACCCGCUCUAACCCGGCCAUCGACAGGGGUGCUCCCGAGUUACCUCGGGUCCAGAACGGGGUUGGUUCGUAACCCGCGGGGUAACCAGAUGGGGAUCGAGCUCGGGCGCGUCGGAUCUGCUGACAUGGCGAAAUCGACGGUCAUGAUGCAGCUGCUGGCGGCGCAUCACGAAUCGCUCGGGCAGAGGGACGCGGUCAGUGCACGGCACGAGGAACUAGAGCGGCGGCAUUACGAGCUCAUGAAAGCGCAGGCGAGGCUCGAGGUGGAGCGGGAGGGGGGUGGUUCGCCCAGGCGAAACAGGGGGGGGAGCGGGAAGAGCCGGAACAGGAAGGAUCUGGGAGUCGAGAAGCGGUGCUUGGUGUCGACUCGAUUGUGUGUGAGGCUCUCGGUUCUGGAGCAACGGCUAGCGACAGCUCUGCCUGGCCCCCCCCAGUCGUCAUCUCACCCGAGCUCUUCCCGCCAAGAACCGGCGACGAUUCACCACCGGCCGCAACAGUCCAAUGAAUCUCCCAACUAUACCACACCAAAGCUCCCACUAACUGACAGCCCAAAACCAAUAAGCGACACGAGAUUGAGCCAACCUCACGAACCCCGAACACUGCCCUUGGAUAGAAGCCCACCCCACGAGGGGGGUCCAGAGAACCUCAGGACCGAGCCCCUUGAAAAUGGAGCCGGAGUCAGCUCACACGGGAACGGUGCGAAUGAAGAUCCCGCCCCCCGAGAGAUUCUCGGGGGGCUGGUUAUCGCUCCGGGGGGGUGCCGGGAAGCGCAGGACGAGGGGUAUGCUGCCCUGUAUUACGUGUACAUGGCGUUUCUGCUUGGACUUGCGGCGUACUGUAUGGUAUUCGCUGGGGCUCUCAAAGGAGCGGAUUCCGGUCACCCGGGGGCCUGGUACCGUGAGGCGGGGUACAUGCUCGCGAGCGCCGCCGGGGAGGCCCUGCUUCUGGUCGCGUUUCUGCUCGCGCUCGCGCGCGCGUUCCACGGCGCUGUCGUCAUGGUGGUCGUCAUCGUGCCGUCGCUGCUGAGCGCCCUCGGCGCGGGGGUGCUGCUGAGCAGGCAAAUGUGGGUGCCCGGAGGACUGAUGUGCGGCGUCCUUUUGGCGACCUUGCUGGGCAUCUUCCUGGCGCGAAAAGGCCUUUCCUUCGCCGGCGCCACCUCCGGGGUCGCCUUCGACGCGAUGCGCGAGCGGUGGGGGACAGUCAUCUUCUGCAUCUUUACGGCCAUUCUACAGGGUGUCGCCACCCUUUGCCUUCUCAUCGAGGUGGUCAUCUGCGUGCGGGGCCUUGGCUGGGCUGCGACCAUCCCCUACAUCAUGGGCUACCUUUGGACUCUCUCGGUCGCCGCAAACAACGUCCAUUUUGUAGUGGGCGGCUCCGUAGCUGCUUGGUGCUCCGCCGAACCCCUCGUAAGCCUCGCUCAGCCGACGCGCGACCGCGAGCGCGACGCGGCGGGCCGCGUCGCUCCUGGGUCACCACAGCAAAGCCGGAGGUUUAGAGAUCCCGCGGGUUCCGGCCAAACCCAGUCUGGUUUAGCGGUGGUUAUCGGAGCCAAUGUCGGCGCCAAACCCGAAGGCGAAGCGCCGCGAGUUCAGGGGUGGGUGGAAGCGAAGGGUUUGGAGGUUUCGGCCGCGCGGCCGCGUCGCAAGGUGGCGGGCACGCCGUCGUUCGUGAAGUGGGCGAUCACGAAGUCGGCCGGGAGCGUCUGCGGUGGCGUCAUCGUUGACGUCAGCGUGUGGCUGGUCGACUGGGCGGUGUACAUCCUCGGCUUUUUGUGCUGUUGUUGCACGUUCUGCUGCGGCGACAGCUCCGCUUUCCACAUGCGCGACUGGGCAAAGGAACGGAGCAACAGGUUCGGGCUAGUGCGGUGCGGGAUGAGGGGCACGACUUACGUCCAGUCAAGCAAGGACGCGUGGCGGUUUGUCAAGGCAUCUGCAUCUCACGCCAUGGCCGAUGGUGACGUCAUGCACCACGUGGUGUUCCUGGGCUCCCUGUUCGGCGCGCUGCUCCCCGGGUGUCUCACCGCGCUCUGGGCUAGGAGCAACCACGGGGGGGACAACGAGCUGGUCAUCUUUGCAUUUAUAGCAGGGUUCCUGCUGGGAUACGCUAUCGUCCAACCGUUGUUCCACGCGCUGUCCUCCGCCGCGGCCGCCAUUCUCCUGUGCGCCAUGGAAGAUCCGCUGCAACUGGAGCGGAACCGGAAUCCGCUCUGCGCAGAGCUGAAAGCCGCCUGGUCCAAAACUUGGGGCCGCACUCCGUGGGACGACCUCAUACUGAGCACGCGCGUCGCGGCCGCGUCGCGCGAGUCGGGCGCUAUCGCAAAUCCUUGGGCGGUCACCGAGAUCUGGGGCGCGGAACACGUGGCGCAAGGAGAGGGCGUACACGUGGCGCCCAGAGAGGGGAGCGAUGACGGCAGUCCGCAUCCGGGAUCGCGACCAGGGAUGGUUCGUGAUAAUCAAAAGCUCGUGGUUUACGAGCCGGCAAUCUUCCCUGCCCACCCGCCCGCUUAUCCGGAACCGCCGGAGUCAUUCCGAGUUUCUCAGUCGCAACUAGGAUCGGGGUCUUUUACCGGGCAACCGGGGAAGCACAGCGAAGAUUCGACCAAACAUGACCAAGGCCAAGUAGAAGAACCGAGCUUUUCGAAGGCGGCUCACAGUCCUUCUAAGCAGGAGGUGGAAAGCAGGGGCCCUACAAACGGAUCGAACCCAAUCCGGCCGGAUGCCGCUAACCAGAACGGUCCUGGUCAGAAUAGCAGUCCAGCGGAAGGAACGGUCGCCUACGGAAGCGGACGACCAAAGGGUUCUGGCAGUGGCGAGGACAUCUUGGCCCGAACGAUCGGCAAGAUCAAAGGGGUUGGCUUCGAAGAAGAGGACAUCAAAUGGGUGAAGGGGGGCAUGGAUAACGGCGGGCAACUGCCCACGGAAAACUUGACCGGAAUGCCGGAACAACAAGUUGGAAAAGCACCGGAAAGACACGUGAGCGGGGCAGAGAGUCUUAUGUCGAGAACAAGCGCAAAGGAGGGCGAAGAGAAGGGGAGUACGCCACAAAAGGCAGAAGCAUACGGAAGCGCAGAGCGGAACGGAACGCGAGGACCGGUGCCGAGCGGGACGGCUGCGGCCAGCGUUCCGUCCGGGGCCCGCGCAACGGAAAAGUCUGAACCGCAAGAAGCGAAAGUGAAGGGAACGACUGGAGGGACCGUUCAGGGACCCCAAUCUGUUAGCAGUUUUGGGGCCAGCGUUCCGUCAGGGGCCAGCGGAACGGAAAAGCUUGAAUCGCGAAGAGCGGAAGCCAAGGGAACGACGAGGGGGACCGUUCAGGGACCCCAAUCUGGUGAGAACUCUGGGGCCAGCAUUCCGUCAGGGGCAAGCGCAACGGAAAAGCUUGAGACGCGAGGAGCGGAAGCGAAGGCGGCGACUGGGGGGACCGUUCGAGGACCGCAGACUGACAGGACAGCUGUAGGCAGCGUUCCGUCAGGCGCAAGCGCAGCGGAAAGGUCUGGACCGCGAGGAGCGGAAGCCAAGGGAACGACGAGGGAGACCGUUCAGGGACCCCAAUUUGUUGGGACCUCUGGGGCCAGCGCAACGGAAAUGUCCGGGACGCCAGGAGCGGAAGCGAAGGGAGCGACCGCAGGAAACGUUCGGGGACCCCAGACUGACAGGACAGCUGGAGGCAGCGUUCCGUCAGGCGGAAGCACAACGGAAAAGUCUGAAACGCGAGGAGCGGAAGCAAAAGGAGCGACCGCGGGAUCAGUUCGGGGACCGAACAGUGACAGCAAACUGCCGCUCGUAAUUGACGGGAACGUGAGAGGAACAGCAGGGACGGGCGGGCAAUCUGGGACGGAACCGAGCAGAAUUGCAAGAUCUGGACCGGAAAGGGGUGAAAAGACCGGAAAAGGGGUUUCGUCUGUGAUGGAUGCGGAGGGAAGUAGGACGGCGCAAAAGGGUGGCACAGCGGCAGUGCGCGAAGUUGACAGUAGAAGCGGGAGCGGAGCCCAGACCGGAUUUCAGACCGGGAGCGGAACAACUAGCAGCGGCGGAACUUCCGAGAGCAAGGGUAACCAGGGGGAAGGGCCUUCGAGCGUCAGCGGGAAGGAAGGGGCGAAGAGCGCUGGAAAUGUGAAGGCUGGCUCAAGGGAAAACGAGCCAGAACGGAACUCUGGGAAGGAAAGCGGAAGCGGAAAGUCUGGUGUGGCCGAAGCUGCACCAGUUGCGAGGGCAGGAACCGGGGGGUCAAGUUUCAAGGUGAAAGACGCGCUCAAAGACGAGAGUGCGCGGGAAGACAAGGGCAACGGUGGGGGCGUUGACCAAAGUCGAAAGCCGGGGAGCGGAUCAGCGGAUACCGUUCCUUCCGCCGGAAUGAAUCAGCCCAUCCUUGGGACAGGGCCUAAGAGCGCGGAAAACGGAAAAGCAGGACUCCCUGGCGUCCAACCAACCGUAACGGAAGCAUUGAAGGAGGGCUCGAUUUCCAAAAAGAUCGACGAUUCCAAUCCAAACGGCAAGCCGAGUCUGCAAAAGGGCUCUAGCAAAGUCGAAGAGUCGCCGCGUAAGAAUCUGCCGGACGUAAGCAAGGUGGAGAAAGUAACGGGUCUUGGCAAGGAGGACGAGGUGCCACGUGGCAAGCUGGCGGGGCAAAAGGACGAAGUGACGCCCCAGGGGACACGUGUCAAGCUGGCAGACCUGCAGCCGGUCCGGCCCAAAGGCGUUCCGCUGGAGGGCGGUUCCGUCCAAGGCGCUUUGCAGCCGGAAAAGGAUGCGGCUCCGUUGAAGGCUGGGCCGAAGGACGAUGUUCCACGUAAUAAUGCGAAGUAG